CAAACACAAACCCCAAAUCAAAACCGCCAACCAAGUCCCACUACUCCCUGUCUCUUUUUCUUUCUAGGGUUUCUUAAAAUUCAUCCAAAUCCAGCUUCAUUUUUUCUUUAAGAAAAAUCAUUCUCUUCAAUUCAGGUAAUAGAUUGAUCGAUACUAGAAUUUUACUAGGUUUUUCGAUAUGGAUUCAAAGGAUCAAAGCAAUAGCAGCAGCAGUGGUGGUGGAUAUUUCGCAUCGUUUACUUCUCGAUUAUCUAAUUUAGGAACUGCUCUAGGUUUGAUGAGUGAUGAAGGAGUUGAAGUAAGAAAUUCAGAAGCAGGAGGUGCUGAAGAUUCAGUUGAGGUGAUUAAUCCAGAAGGAGGUACAGAGGAUUCAGUUGAAGAAGCUAACAAAGGAAGAUGGAAGCAAGAGGAACGUGAAAGUCACUGGAAGAUAAUGAAGAACUAUAUUGGCUCAGAUAUUACGUCAUUGGUGACACUUCCGGUUUUUAUAAUGGAACCAAUGAGCACACUUCAGAAAAUGGCAGAGAUAAUGGAGUAUUCUCACUUGUUAGAUCUGGCAGAUGAAUGUGAGGAUCCACACAUGCGGAUGGUUUAUGCUACUACAUGGGCUGUAUCAGUCUAUUAUGCUUUGCAGCGGACAUGGAAGCCAUUUAAUCCCAUACUUGGUGAGACUUAUGAAAUGGUCAAUCAUGGUGGCAUUACAUUCCUUGCAGAGCAGGUGUGUCAUCAUCCCCCAGUUGGUGCUGCACAUGCUGAAAAUGAACAUUUUACUUACGAUUUGACUUCCAAGCUAAAGACCAAAUUGCUUGGAAAUUCGGUUGAGAUCUAUCCUGUUGGAAGAACUCGUGUUACCCUUAAAAGAGAUGGUGUAGUCUUAGACUUGGUCCCCCCUCCCUCCAAAGCCAAUAACCUUAUUUUUGGGCGGACUUGGGUUGAUUCAGCGGGAGACAUGAUUAUGACGAAUAUGACUACUGGAGAAAAAGUUGUUCUGUACUUUCAACCUUGUGGAUGGUUCGGGGCUGGGCGGUAUGAAGUGGAUGGAUAUGUUUACAAUGCUGCGGAGGAACCCAAAAUACUGAUGACUGGAAAGUGGAACCAGUCAAUGAGUUAUCAACCUUGUGAUAUGGAAGGAGAGCCCCUUCCAGGAACUGAACUGAAAGAGGUGUGGAAAGUUGCGGAUGCUCCAGAAAAUGAUAAAUUUCAGUACACGCAUUUCGCACACAAGAUAAACAGUUUAGACACUGCACCCAAGAAGCUGUUGGCAUCAGAUUCUCGUUUACGUCCUGAUAGAUAUGUGCUUGAGAAGGGUGAUCUUUCCAAAGCUGGUUCUGCGAAGAGCAGCCUUGAGGAAAAACAGAGGGCUGAAAAGAGGAACAGAGAUGCCAAAGGCCAUAAGUUCACUCCAAGAUGGUUUGAAAUGUCCGAGGAAGUGGCAACUACACCAUGGGGGGAUCUGGAAGUGUACAGAUUCAAUGGUAAAUACAACCAACACCGAGAAGCAGCAGAUAUCUCAGAGGACACAAAUAUAAUUGAUAUUGAAUCGACUGAGUUCAACCCAUGGCAAUAUGGUAAUGUGACAACAGAAUGAGAUAUCAUGUUUCUUACGCAACCUUUGCUUAUUGUUAAUGCUGGUUUUCAGCAUCAACACACAUCCUCACACCAUUUAUAUGUAUAAAGUCUUGUAAUAUAUUUGUUGUGGAAUAUUGUUUUUCCUUUUCCUCCAAUCUUCAGAAAAACACAAUUCGAGAUUAAAUCAACAUUAUAAAUUUUGUAAGGGUCUCCUCUGUACUUAUCCAAUUCGGCAAAUCCACCCAACGGAUACUAUUACCAUUGC
Papaver somniferum (opium poppy) is the source of this 1834-nucleotide messenger RNA. Its product is annotated as oxysterol-binding protein-related protein 3C-like. Gene Ontology annotation, cellular component: membrane; intracellular membrane-bounded organelle; cytosol. The record is from RefSeq and is a predicted model, not a curated record. Gene Ontology annotation, molecular function: sterol binding. Lineage: Eukaryota; Viridiplantae; Streptophyta; Magnoliopsida; Ranunculales; Papaveraceae. The transcript is spliced from 10 exons. Bases 179 to 1588 code for a protein of 469 amino acids.